This is a messenger RNA of Durusdinium trenchii, 423 nucleotides long. The record is from the annotation of a GenBank genome assembly. Lineage: Eukaryota; Dinophyceae; Suessiales; Symbiodiniaceae.
AUGGAACUUCUUCACCAGGACCACUUCGAGAGGCGAGCUUCACAAGGGGAGCAGCGCGGUUGCGUGUCCCGCGCCACGGGGGGAGCUCGAGCCGCGUUGGACUCCGCCGGAGCUCUCAUGGACCUCAAGGAGCGACGACGGGCACGGUGGCUUUGGCUGUGGUGGCUUUGGCACGGCGUGGAUGUGGUACCCAAAUGGCUGGAGUGGAUUUGGAUGCCUCCGGGAGAGCUGCGAAGAAUCAUGACUCUGACUUCAGACUGUCUGGAGACAAAGACCUCAGACUGCAGGGGUCGAAGAUCCCGUCAAAUUGAUUUGCAAAUGGCCAACAUGUUUCUAUCUUGUGGUCCCAUUCACCUGAGAAGACCUGGGGCAAGACCUGGUGCACUGGGACAUGUCUCAGACGGCCCCUCUUUGGGAGGCUAG